AUGAGGAGAAUUAGUCUACAGGAGAAAUUAAAUCCAAAUGGGUACACAUUGAGUAUGAUUAUAUGCCCAAAUACUAUACUGAAUGUUGUCUACAAGGACAUGAUGAAGAAAUUUGUUGGAUUAAACACCCAAAAUUAUAUGUCAAACAAAAGGAAGGAAAAAAAGGAAGAAGAAGAGAAGUACAAGCAAGAGAGUCAGACAAAAAAGUCUGAUAAUGCAAUAAAAGAAAGAAAUAACAAUCAUCAAUGGAUAACAAGGAAAAAUAAAUAUAAAAGGGAUAGAUUUGGCCAUAUUCUGGGUGAAGUGAAUGAGAUUACAGAAAAAGAAGUGCAGACAUCUAAUGCUUUUAAAGCCUUAAAAGGUGAAGAGGAAAAUCAGCAAAAUAACAAAAAUGUAGAGGGAAAUAUUAAUGUUGAUCACCAGAAAGAAGGAACAAAGAUGAGUACAAAAGAAUUGGUUAAUACAAGUUUUGAAAAAGGUAUAGAGAAUGAUCAAGAAGUAAGUAUAUCAGCUGAGAAAGGAGCUGAACAACAAAAUCAGAAUAACAGGGCAGACAAUAGGAAGGACAAGGAGCCACAAAGAGGUGAUCAGCAAGAGCAGAAUGAGAAAAAUAACCAGAAUGCAAUAAAGAAAGAAAAAAUAGCUCAUUUGAACAUAUGCAGAUGCAGGUUUUUGAUGAAGAAGUAA
Messenger RNA from Capsicum annuum, 687 nucleotides. RefSeq names its product GRIP and coiled-coil domain-containing protein-like. The transcript has a single exon. Bases 1 to 687 code for a protein of 228 amino acids. NCBI's taxonomy places the organism in Eukaryota, Viridiplantae, Streptophyta, Magnoliopsida, Solanales, Solanaceae. The record is from RefSeq and is a predicted model, not a curated record.